Messenger RNA from Topomyia yanbarensis, 5358 nucleotides. RefSeq lists its product as uncharacterized. Lineage: Eukaryota; Metazoa; Arthropoda; Insecta; Diptera; Culicidae. Gene Ontology annotation, molecular function: nucleic acid binding; aspartic-type endopeptidase activity; zinc ion binding. The transcript has a single exon. The coding region runs from base 1 to 5358 and encodes 1785 amino acids. Gene Ontology annotation, biological process: proteolysis; DNA integration. The record is from RefSeq and is a predicted model, not a curated record.
AUGUGUGAAAGAGAAGAAACUCCGAAAGUUUCUAGAAACAUAACCCCGAAAAAUUUGCUCGAUGCAUUGACUGGCGCGUCGAAUUGUUCACCUCUAGGUACAGUUGCGCUUCAGAAAGCAGCACACGAAAAGCAACAACAAGAACGCAAAAUGGCCCAGCAGCUAGAAAGAGUUCUCGAUCGCCGCGAUAUGAUCACUCAAAAAUAUCUGAGGAUUCGGCAAGGAUUAAGCGAAAAUGUAAGCAUUCAUUGGUUGAAUCUGCAACUUGAAACGAUUCGUAAGUGCAAUGAGCAGUCUGAGAUAAUCUAUAAUGAAAUAUGCGAACUUAUACCUCGAGCGCAACGAGCCGCGCACACGGAAGAGUAUUUCCGCUGUGAGGAAAUGUAUAAUUCUCUGUACAUCACUAUUCAAACGGCAAUAUCCAGAUUGAAGGAUGCAGACAACCAAGUAAAACUUGAUGCAAAUGCAGUUUCACCCGACCCACAGCGACCAAUUGUAGUAAGCUCGUCAGCACCUCACUUGCAAGUACCGUUGCCAACAUUUGACGGGAAUCUUGAAAACUGGUACUCCUUUAAGUGUAUGUUCCAGACAAUCAUGAAUAGAUACCCAAACGAGUCACCGGCUAUCAAACUUUAUCAUUUGAAAAAUUCGCUUAUUGGAAACGCUACAGGAAAAAUUGAUCAGGAUGUUAUUAACAACAAUAACUAUGACGCUGCAUGGAAAAUGUUGGAAGACACGUAUGAGGAUGAACGGUUAAUAAUAGACACACACCUCGAAGCCCUAUUGAAUAUACCAAGGAUGUCUGGUGAAUCUGGUGAUGAACUACGAAAGUUGAUCGAUGUUUGUACAAAACACGUUGAUGCACUUAUAAACCAUCAGUUACCAGUUGAAGGACUGGCAGAAAUGAUCGUUGUUAAUGUCAUCGCCAAGCGCUUAGAUAAGGACACUAGAAAGCUAUGGGAAUCUCAGCUACCCAAAGAAGAAUUGCCAACUUUUAUUGAAAUGAUGGAAUUUUUAAGAGAACGAUGCCGUAUCCUCCAAAAGAUGAAAGGUUAUUCAGAGCUGCGACCAACCACCGGUGUGUGGAAGCAACGUGGUAAAAUGGAGCAGAAAACAAUGCCUGCAAAGAACUUUGUUCAGACAAGCAAGGAAUCCUGUUAUGGCUGCAAUGGAGACCAUACAAUUUAUAAAUGUGAUGAGUUCAAAAAGCUUUCAGUGUCUGAACGUUAUAGCAAAGUGAAGCAAUCUGGUCUCUGCUUUAACUGUUUACGCCGGGGUCAUCGCACUGUUGACUGCAACUCGGAGCAAUCUUGCAAGACGUGCGGUCGAAAGCACCACAGUCUACUUCACGACGGGAAACCAGAAGCCCCGAAGAAGCUUGAGAAUGAGGAACCAACAUCAUCGACAUCGUAUUCUAGCGACAUCCGCGAAACUGUUGAACAAACAAAAUCUGUGAACUGUGCUCACUCAUAUAACGUGACAAAACAAGUACUUUUGUCAACAGCUGAAGUUUUAGUAUGUGGAUCAGGGAAUACAACGUGGUCCUGUAAAGCACUGCUGGAUUCGGGCUCCGAUUCGAAUUUGAUGACGGAAGAAUUUGCGAGAAAAAUAAAUAUUCGAAUGGAAAGCAUCAAUAUUCCCAUUAGCGGAUUAAAUAAUACUGAAACUUACGUGAAAUAUAGACUUAGUACAAAGAUAAAAUCGCGCGUCAACGCUUUCGACGCUACACUAGAAUUCCUGAUUGUACCCAAAAUAACCAAACUGCCGAUCAUUGAACUGGAUACCCAUGCUUGGCCCAUCCCCACUGGUACAGUACUGGCGGACCCAUCCUUCAACAAACCCGACGAAAUUCAGAUAAUUCUUGGCGCAGAGUUGUUUUUCGAUCUGCUCAAGGAAGGCAGAAUGCGACUCGGCAACACCAAACCAAUAUUAAUCGAUACACAGUUUGGAUGGAUUGUCAGCGGACCAGUCAACGAUAGGAAUCAAAGACUAAAGAAGUCGCAAGGCAUAUGUCAGUUGAAUGUAAGUAACAAUGAAUUGAACCACACUAUAACGAAAUUUUGGGAGCUUGAUGCAUGCCGCGAAGCGUCAUUGUUGACAGUAGCUGAACAAGCUGUUGAAGCACACUUUUUACGUACGUUUACCCGCAACGACGACGGUCGCUACUCCGUCAGACUUCCUUUCAACGAUAUAAAAAAUCAACUGGGCGAUUCUCGAGCAACAGCACAACGUCGGUUUGACAACUUACUACGAACAUUUGUGGACGAUAAAAAAAGGAUCCGUUACACGGAAUUCAUGGAAGAAUAUUUAUCUCUUGGUCAUAUGGUUGAAGUCUUUGACCACCCCGAAGAUUGUUUCUUUCUACCUCAUCACGCCAUCUACAAAGAGACAAGCAGCACUACUAAGUUACGAGUAGUUUUUGAUGCUUCAGCGAGGACCACGUCUGGUUUUUCGUUGAAUGAUGCCUUAGAGACGGGUCCAACUGUUCAGAGUGACUUGAUAUCGAUUAUCAUACGAUUCUGUAGCCAUCAAGUAGUAUUGACAGCAGACAUUCCGAAGAUGUACCGGCAGGUGCAAAUUCACCCGGAGGACCGAAAGUAUCAACGCAUCUUAUGGUUAGAUUCGGAAAAUAAAACAGGAACGUUUGAGCUAACAACCGUAACGUAUGGUUGUUCUAGCGCACCAUACUUGGCUACACGAGUGCUUAUACAGUUGGCAAAUGACGAAGCAGAUGAAUUUCCACAUGCAUCGCGAAUAGUGAAGGAAGACAGUUACAUCGACGAUUUCCUCACUGGAGGGAAAACAGCCGCCGAGGUGAUCGAGAUUUAUCAGCAGCUUUCCGAGAUGUUGAAGCGAGGCGGCUUUGGUAUGCAUAAAUUCUGCUCGAACAGCGAAAGUGUUCGUAAGUCUAUUCCAGCGGAGCUGCAAGAAACGCAAAUGAAUUUUGAAGAUGCUGACAUAAAUAACACCAUUAAAACACUUGGACUUAUCUGGAAUCCGGAAGAAGAUUAUUUCGUAUUUCACGUGAGUCCGUUGGAAUCGAAAAAUAAUGUACAUCCUACGAAGCGAAGUGUGCUUUCCGACAUUGGAACUCUUUUCGAUCCAUUGGGAUUUCUAGGGCCAGCUAUUACUACAGCAAAAUUAAUAAUGCAAGAUCUAUGGCGGCUUGGAGUCGCAUGGGAUGAAGCUUUACCUCCAGAACAACUAGAAACUUGGACUGCAUUUCGACAACAGCUUCCGUUGGUCAAUCAACUGAAGAAAGGCAGGUGUAUAACAUCAAAUCACGCUGAUGUAAUUGAGCUUCACGGAUACUCGGACGCUUCCAAGAAGGCGUAUGGCGCAGUGUUGUAUACGAGAUGCGUAUCUUCCAAUGGACGGGUAAAAGUUCAUCUAGUUUGCAGUAAAUCGCGCGUGGCGCCUUUGAAACCGACCACAAUUCCUCGGCUCGAACUAUGUGGAGCAUUACUUCUAGCCCAGCUGGUGAAAAAAACCGUAGCUGCAAUGCAAAUUUCUUUUCAAAGUGUGACACUUUGGACCGAUUCACAAGUGGUGCUGGGUUGGCUGAAAAAAUUACCGCUUGCUUUGAAUCAGUUUGUUGCUAAUCGCGUGGCAGCUAUCAUUGAACUCGUGCCUGAAUACCAAUGGCUUUAUGUACCAUCAGAACAAAACCCUGCUGAUGUAAUAUCACGUGGUGCCAUGCCCGAAGAACUGAUUCGACAGGAUUUGUGGUGGAAAGGAUGUCCAACCCUAGGCGAAAGGGAUUUCGAUCCUAAAGAAGAUAAUAAUUAUAGCAAUGAACUAGAACUCCCUGAGCUGAAAUCAACAACUGUGUGUGCUUCAGUUCAACGCAUGCCACUGCAAAUAAACUUCACUAGGGUUAGCAACUUUCGACGCCUUCAGCGAGCAUGGGCAUACGUACUAAGAUUCAUCAAGAAUCUUAAAACAAAAACCAGUAACACAACUCCUAUAAGCGCACAAGAAAUGAACGAAGCUCUUGCUGCGAUCGUGAAGCUUGUUCAAAGAGCAUAUUUCGGUGACCUCAUUAAAACGUUAGCUGGAGGUUCAAAUAGGCAGCAUGAUUACAGUGGUUUGGCUCCAUUUCUAGAUCCGGAAGGUUUGAUCAGAGUUGGGGGACGGCUGAAAAACUCAUUAAUCCCGUACGAAGGAAAACAUCAGUUGCUGUUACCCGAAAAGCAUCAUGUAACUCAUAUCCUUGUCCGGCAAUUACACAACGACAAUUUCCAUGUCGGACAACGCGGACUGCUAUCAAUCAUACGUGAGCGAUUUUGGCCUGUAAAGGUAAAGCAGCUUAUUAAAAAGAUUUGCGGUUCCUGCUAUGUUUGCUACCGGUACAACCCUAAACCAGUUAAUCAAUUUAUGGGAAACUUGCCUGAUUACCGUAUUACACCGUCGCCAGUUUUUUCUAACACUGGAGUCGAUUAUGCUGGACCAUUUUUACUAAGAGAGACUGGCAGAAAGACAGUAACUUAUAAAGGUUAUCUCGCAAUAUUCAUCUGUUUAGCAACCAAGGCCAUUCAUAUUGAAUUGGUAUCAAAUUUAACUACAGCACAUUUCAUAGCUGCAUUGCAACGUUUUAUUAGUCGACGUGGUAUGGUGAAUAACUUGCAUUCGGAUAACGGUACAACGUUCAUAGGGGCGAAUCAUGAAUUGGCUGCACUACGGCAACUAUUCGAGGAACAGGCUCAUCAAACCAAACUGAAUGAUUUCUGUAUCAGCAAGGGAAUACAAUGGCAUUUCAUCCCUCCGCGUAGUCCUCAUUUUGGUGGCAUCUGGGAGGCUGGCGUGAAGUCGGUUAAAUAUCAUCUGAAGCGCGUUGUAGGGGAAACUAAGCUGACCUACGAAGAAAUGACAACUUUUCUAGCACAAACUGAGGCUAUUUUGAACAGUCGGCCUUUAGUUCAAAUAUCAGAUGAUCCCAAUGAUCUCGAAGUGUUGACCCCAUCACAUUUCUUAAUAGGCAGAUCGGCACUUAGCAUUCCAGAACCAUCAUAUGAGAAGGAGAAGAUUGGACGGCUGAGUCGAUGGCAGCAUAUUCAGCUUAUAAGGGAGCAUUUUUGGAAACGCUGGUCAACAGAGUACCUGUAUCAUUUGCAAUCUCGCCCGAAGUGGCACACCGGAACCACCCAGGUGCCAGUAGGAGCGCUCGUGGUGCUAAAGGACGAUAAUUCACCACCCCAUCAGUGGCGUCUAGGACGCAUUACCGCCAUUCAUCCAGGAGAGGAAGGUAUAGUAAGAGUUGUAACAGUAAAAACACCAAACGGAGAAUAUAAAAGAGCUACAACAAAGAUAUGCCUUCUGCCAUCUGUUGAUCCAGGGGUAUCAACGGGGGGAGUAUGA